AUGGGUCCUAUGGAAAUAAACUUGGACACGAAGGGGCCUCUUCCAGGCAUCCCUGGGAGCCGGAUCAAUCUAUACGUAGCGGGCGAUACAGUAAGUGGACAUGUAAAAGUUCAUGUCGCCCGCGAGGCCAUUAAGAGCCUCACAAUCGAAUUUACUGGCAAUUUACAUGCACAGUUAAUCAGUGGUUCAAGGUUGCAACAAAAGAACAGUCUAUUCAAUUUCACAGUUUCUCCAACGACGUCUGCGGAUGGGGUUUAUCCGUUUAGUUUUCAGCUUCCGGGUACUGUAGUCGUUGCGCCAGAUGAGUCUAUGGCGCCUCGACAUGUACCCAUAGCACCGCAGUCACUGCUUCCAUCAUUUACAUUCGGACUUCCGAAUGAGAACAUGUUUGCAAAAGUUGAAUACCUGGUUAUCGCGAAAUUGGUUCAUAAGGGAACCAUUUUCACAAAGAGGGAUAGCGAAACAAAGACGAUAAAUAUUUCUGCGGCGCCUAUCGAAGACCUAUCCCUUCUCUCAUCGUCACCUGCAUCUCACAUCUUCCAAUUACAGACUCCCAAACUGCGACCUGGUAUGGAACAUUAUAAGCCGACCGCAAUGGAAAGAUUUUCGAGCUUUCUCGGCAACGUUCACCAAGGUUUCCAAGAUCCAAAAAUUUUAGUAGAUCUCGGAGCAGAGCUACCCAACUCUCUCGCUCUGGGAUCACAAAUACCGACAUCGAUUUCGAUCAACUUACUUCCCGACUCACACGGUAUUGAGACGCCGCCUCGAAUAUACCUCCUGAAAGCCGAAGCAAAGCUUCAAAUCAUAACAGAACUCGCCGUUCAAACUGGCACCAAGAAAAAGAUGACUUCUAUGGACCUUUGCUCUAGGGGAUGGGAUUCUCGGACCAUGCCGAUCGAAUACGGAUAUCAACAUAAAAUCGACUUAACAAAUUGGGUUUCGGAAAAUUUUGUCCACGAUGUCGGAAAUCAGCUCGUUCCAACAUUUCACACUGCAAAUUUAAAAAGAAAAUACAGAUUGGAUUUGGAAAUAUGGCUAGAAUGUGUCGGAGAGGUUUGGAAAAAAACCUUUGAGAGGGAGUUAGUACUGUUGCCGGCAUAUGUGGGAGAAGCGCCGAAAGCGCCUCUACCAACACCAGCGCCGACACGGACCUUGACGGCGGCGUCACCAGUGGUGGGCGAGAAGGCAAUGAUGAUGCCCAUGAACUCUAUACAACCAGACGCGGUUUAUGAUGCACCGCCGCCAGAGUAUACAGAAUUACAGGGUAACCCAUGA
Orbilia oligospora ATCC 24927 is the source of this 1275-nucleotide messenger RNA. RefSeq lists its product as uncharacterized. The transcript has a single exon. The record is from RefSeq and is a predicted model, not a curated record. The coding region runs from base 1 to 1275 and encodes 424 amino acids. Lineage: Eukaryota; Fungi; Ascomycota; Orbiliomycetes; Orbiliales; Orbiliaceae.